GGAAUUAAAAAAAGUGUAAAGAUUUCAACUUUAAUUUCCAUAUAAACUUAGCUUAAAAAACAGUUGUUUUAAUUCCAAUAUAAGCUUAGCUGAAAAAACAGUUACUUGAAUUCUGGUCCAUAAUAUAUAAGUAGUAUUAUUAAACACACACUGGUAUGAUUAAAUAUCAGAUUUUUCAGGUAGAGCUCAUGUCCGCCACGCGUAGAAAUUGAUAUUUGGGAAAUACAAAAGUUGAAGUUCUUGAAGCAAAAACAGAGCAAAAAUGGGAAGCAAUAACAACAGAGAGACAACUUUUUACAAAGAAGUGCUACCAUUUACAGCUAUGGUGACUAUGGAAUGUAUAAUAGUUGGAUUAAAUACACUUUACAAAGCUGCUACUAACAAAGGCAUGAGUAAUCAUGUCUUUGUUGUUUAUAGUCAUGGUCUUGCUGCUCUUCUACUUCUUCCUUCUCCUUUCUUCUCUGCCAGAUCAAGGAUACUUCCACCUCUCAAUUGCUCAAUUCUCGCCAAAAUCUUUCUUCUUGGAGUUAUCGGGUGUACAUCACAGAUAAUGGGGUAUACAGGCAUUAUCUAUGCCUCUCCUACGCUUGCCUCCGCCAUCAGCAAUCUCGUCCCUGCUUUUACUUUCGUCUUGGCUGUCAUUUUCAGGUUCUCUUUAAUAAUCUCAUGUCCUAAUUUCAGGUCAUUGAGAUUAGAGGCAGAUAGAUUUUUCACAAGCAAUUACAACGAGGAGACAUACACAAAGAAAGGAUUGGAGUGGGUGAAUACUACUGAAAGUUUGAAAGAUGUGUUAGAUCGUCAUUAUCCAGAAAUGACUGAUAAAUGGAUGAAUUCAAACAGCGCAUUUUCUGUUUGGGACUCUUCUCCAGAACCUCACAAUCCUAUUCCACUCUACUUUCGUGUUCCUCAGUAG
Molecule: messenger RNA, 913 nt
Organism: Solanum stenotomum
Lineage: Eukaryota; Viridiplantae; Streptophyta; Magnoliopsida; Solanales; Solanaceae
Product: WAT1-related protein At3g28050-like
Exons: 4
Coding region: 263-913 (216 amino acids)
Biological process (GO): response to oxidative stress
Cellular component (GO): plasma membrane
Molecular function (GO): transmembrane transporter activity; heme binding; peroxidase activity
Source: RefSeq, a predicted model, not a curated record